Molecule: messenger RNA, 1615 nt
Organism: Salvelinus namaycush (lake trout)
Lineage: Eukaryota; Metazoa; Chordata; Actinopteri; Salmoniformes; Salmonidae
Exons: 9
Coding region: 177-1181 (334 amino acids)
Biological process (GO): S-methylmethionine cycle
Molecular function (GO): S-adenosylmethionine-homocysteine S-methyltransferase activity; zinc ion binding
Source: RefSeq, a predicted model, not a curated record
CGUGGGUUGACUUCUUCUGUUUUGAUUUUGUCAGAGAUGGGGGUAGUUAAAUAUGUUAAUAAAUAACCAAUCUUGCUUUUACCGGAAGAGGACAAGGUGCAGCACCGGCUUAGUAACGUUACUUUAAGUUAGUCAAAGAUAAAUGGCCGAGUGAGAUAGACUACCAGUAAGUGACCAUGGACAAAACGGAUAUUCUAAAAUUAAUGGAUGUUGGUCGGGGUCCACUUAUUGUAGAUGGUGGACUGGCAACAGAACUGGAAUCAACAGGUUGUAAAUUACAGGGAGAUCCUUUGUGGAGUGCAAGGCUGCUACAUACUAACCCACAGGCUAUUAAAGAUGCUCAUUACAGGUUUCUGUGUGCUGGUGCUGAUGUGAUAACUACAGCCACGUACCAGGCUAGUGUUGAGGGCUUCACCAGGCACCUGGACAUCACCCCUGAACAGGCCAACCAACUGAUCAUGUCAGGAGUGACUCUGGCCAGAGAGACUGUCAAACAGUUUAUGGCUGACCAACCUCCAUCAGAUCGCAGGGUGCCUCUGGUGGCAGGCUCUGUUGGACCUUACGGAGCGUUUCUACACAACGGCUCAGAGUACACUGGCGCUUACGCUGCGGAGAUGAGUGUUGAGGAACUGAAAGCCUGGCACCGCCCCCAGGUCCACUGUCUAGUUACAGCAGGGGUCGAUCUCAUUGCCAUGGAAACCAUCCCAAGCGUGAAGGAGGCAGAAGCUCUGGUGGAGCUGCUCAGAGAGUUUCCAGAUUCUAAAGCAUGGCUGGCCUUCUCCUGUAAGGAUGGCCAGUGUAUAUCUGACAACAGUCGUUUCUCUGAGGCGGUCCAGCUGGCCAGUAGGUCCAGUCAGCUGGUGGCUGUAGGGGUGAAUUGCUGUCCUCCAGCCCUGGUCAAGCCCCUCCUAGACUCAGCCAGGACACAGAGGAGACCAGACCUCGGCUGGGUGGUGUACCCCAACAGUGGAGAGGAGUGGGAUACAUACUCUGGGUGGAGAAAACCAGAGAAUAGAAUAUCUUCAAUAGCUGAACUGAGUCUGGAGUGGAUGAAACAAGGGUGUGCACUUAUAGGAGGGUGCUGUCGCAUCAGUCCUGCUCACAUAGCGGAGCUACGAAGACAGAUACAUGGAGACAUGUCUGGGUCUGAUGCUUCACAGCGGGGACAGGGAAGACCUUAAGACAGACACAUGGAGACAUGUCUGGGUCUGAUGCUUCACAGCGGGGACAGGGAAGACCUUAAGACAGACACAUGGAGACAUGUCUGGGUCUGAUGCUUCACAGCGGGGACAGGGAAGACCUUACAGCUCUUAUUACUGCUACAGUAUGUAAUCCCACAGUCAGAUUAUGCAAUUAAUAACUUUUUAAAAUGACACUUUUGAUAUGAGUUUAUAUAAAUGAUUUAUUAACCCUCAUACUGCCAACAUAUGUUAUAUACAUUUGGAUAGUAUUUACAUCCCUAGACUUUUUCUAAAUUAAUGUAUGACUUUCUCCACAUUUUGUUGUGUUACCACCUGAAUUUAAAAUAGAUUAAAUUGUCAAUCUUUGUUACUGUCCUACACACAAUGUCAAAGUGGAAUUGUGUAUUUUUAAAUGUUUUGAAAUUUAUAAAAAA